CAAAUUUCUACUUCAUCAUGGACGGCUUCGAGAAAAAGACGCUCAAGACCUCGAGAGGCUUCACUUACACUUACUACACGUCUCCUGGCGAUGCCUCGCUUCCAACCCUCCUCUUCCAACAUGGCUGGCCCGACCACGCCGCCAUGUGGCAGAAAAUCGCUCGCCCACUGCAGUCGACCAAGCACCCCAUCAUCAUCCCCGACAUGCUAGGCUACGGCGGAACCGACAAGCCCAGCGACCCGGCAGCCUACAGCUUCGGGCUGAUGACCAAGGACAUGACUGAGAUUCUCGACGCCGAAUCCGUCCCGAAAUGCAUUUCCAUCGGCCACGACUGGGGCUCCACGGCCGCCACGCGCCUCGCGCAGUACCACCCCGAGCGCGUAGCCGGCAUCGUCAACAUCAACGUGCCGUACUCGCCGCUCGUACGCGAAUCCUUUGACCUGGACGCCUUCAACGCCUUCACCAAGCAAGUCUUUGGCUACGGCCUAUGGACCUACUGGUACUUUUUCACCGCGCCCGACGCCCCCGCCGUGCUGAAAAGCGAUCUCGACCGCCUCUUCACCAUCCUGCACAGCUCCGGCACCGCCAUGAAGAGCUUCUUCUGCGAGGACGGCGUCAUGCGCGAUGCCCUCGAGCACAAGACGAAUCCCGAUAUCCCUAUUCGCGCGUACGGCGAGGAUCCCGCGCUGCGCAAGGCUUUCAUCGAUCGCAUGACGCGCGAUGGCUUCGAGGGACCCCUAUGCUGGUACAGGGCCAUGGUCACCAACGUCCAGUAUCAGAGCGACUCCACGCUGCCGGCAGGCAGAGAGCUCAUCAACGUGCCUGCACUGUACUUUGGCGGCUCGCAGGACCCCGUGUGCAGACCGGAAAUGAUGAAGCAGGCUGUAGACGCGGGAUUGCUGCCGCACUUGGAGCAUGCGGGCAUGAUGGAUGCGGGACACUGGACCGUGUACGAGAAGCCGGGCGAGUGUGUGCAGAAGAUUGAGGCGUGGCUGAAGAAGAACUAUGCAAAGUAAAUAGUAAGAUGUGGAAUGGGAUGUAUCCAGCACGAAAGAAAAGAAAAAGUGUGAUUAAGUAAAAGAUCAUGGUAGGACUCUAACUUCAUAUGAGCGUG
Molecule: messenger RNA, 1114 nt
Organism: Exserohilum turcica Et28A
Lineage: Eukaryota; Fungi; Ascomycota; Dothideomycetes; Pleosporales; Pleosporaceae
Exons: 1
Coding region: 144-1016 (290 amino acids)
Molecular function (GO): hydrolase activity
Source: RefSeq, a predicted model, not a curated record